Octopus bimaculoides (California two-spot octopus) is the source of this 1414-nucleotide messenger RNA. Its product is annotated as immunomodulatory peroxidase. Gene Ontology annotation, molecular function: heme binding; peroxidase activity. Gene Ontology annotation, biological process: response to oxidative stress. Lineage: Eukaryota; Metazoa; Mollusca; Cephalopoda; Octopoda; Octopodidae. The record is from RefSeq and is a predicted model, not a curated record.
ACGUUUUCUAUAUUUUGCAGUUGCGGAACCAAUCAUGAAAAACCCCUUAGUGAUGGCAUUAUAUCAUGUUUUUCUCCGUGAACACAAUAGACUUGUCGAGACACUUACCCCAGCUUGCGGCAGCACAGGUUGCCGAAAUGAAGCAAGGACGUUGUUGAUUGCCAUGUUCCAGCAUAUUGUAUGUAACGAAUAUUUACCACUGUUGCUCGGCUCCUCAGCUAGAUGUUUGAAUACAAGUAAUUAUACUUACGAUAACACAAGUUCGCCUAUGGUUUCUAAUGCUUUCGCCGUUGCCUACAAAUUAGUUGGGGCUUCGAUGUUGAGAGAUACUGUAACUAUCGGUGGAAAUUUAAAUGUUUCUGUGAAAACUAUACUGAACGACUCAACGCAAGUAGACUCAGAUCUCGAGAUGACGAACAUUGUUAAUGGAAUGCUGACAGACUACAGUCUUAAAAUCGGAAGAGAAAUACCCUGUUCUUUUCGAGACGACUGCCAAUACUCCGAUAUAGUGUCAGUCUUAAUCCAAGACACGCGUUAUUUUGGAAUACCACCGUACUUCGUUUGGCUGGCGCUCACAGUUAAUUCAACUGAUAUGCCUUCAACGAUUGAUAAUUUGCCCUACCAGACACCUGCGAAUCUAAUAGCCACAGAUUCAUCUUAUCAAAACCUCUACGACAUUGAUUUCUUAACUGGGGCUUUAUCGGAGAACGUAGUUCCUGGUGCGAUGGUUGGACCAACAUUAAAAAGAUUAUUCGAAGAUACUUUUAAUUCAUUGCAAAGAGGUGACAGACUUUAUUUUGAUAACGCCGGUGUAUUCACAGAUGACCAACUAAAUGUGAUCAGAAAUGUGACUAUGGCUCAACUAUUGUGUCGUAACGUAGAGGGUUUAACUGAAGUAAAAGAAAAUGCUUUUGUACAUAAUUCGCCGCUGGUCCAGUGUUCUUCUUUUCCAGAUAUAGAUUUUUGCAGAUACUGUAAUUCUUCAACGGGAUGGACCGCUUUUGUAACUGUUCCAAACCCUUGUUUUCAAUUUCAAUUAAAGUACCGUUUUUGUCAGUCAACCAAUCCAGUUGCAUGCCCUUGCCUAGGAAGUCCAUUUGAAAUAACACCCUGUCCGUCUGCUAUUGUGGACUCGGUUAUGUAUCUGCAGUCUCGUGUACUCGAAUCGAUAAUGGCUAAUGACACGCAAUCCAAAGACUAUCAUGCCAUACGUGAUGAAACAAAUAUGAUCAAAAGAAUGUUGGAACUGUACGAGGAACACUUCACGAAAAGUAUAUGAGAAAGUGAAGAGGAGCAGUGACAGAAAUAGCAGAAUAACAACAGUAGUAGUGUCGACAGUACAAGAGUAAAAGAAAUAGAAGUAGUUAUUGUAUACAAACUGUAUAUAAUGUUGAUUUGUAGAAUAUUGAAUAGA